This is a messenger RNA of Aspergillus piperis CBS 112811, 1262 nucleotides long. RefSeq lists its product as uncharacterized. The transcript is spliced from 2 exons. Gene Ontology annotation, biological process: retrograde vesicle-mediated transport, Golgi to endoplasmic reticulum. Gene Ontology annotation, cellular component: SNARE complex; endoplasmic reticulum. Bases 49 to 1086 code for a protein of 345 amino acids. The record is from RefSeq and is a predicted model, not a curated record. NCBI's taxonomy places the organism in Eukaryota, Fungi, Ascomycota, Eurotiomycetes, Eurotiales, Aspergillaceae. Gene Ontology annotation, molecular function: SNAP receptor activity.
UUCCCCUCCUCUUGACUUCUCCCAGCACACAUAGCAGAAGCAGAGAAGAUGACUCUCACAGCAUACUCCUCAUACCCGGACUCUCCGGACCUCGCAGCUUUGAACCUCUCGCGCCUGGUUGCUCGUUUAGAACAUAACCUCCUCUCCUCAUCCGCGGAUCUGAAGCCACUACGCCAGUCAGAAUACCAGCGCAUGAGAGUCGGAGCAAACAUAGACUACGCCCGCACCAACCUUCAAACCCUCGAACGCACCCUCCCCCAGAUCAAACCCACCGACCGUCGCAACGACCUGCAGUCCGACCUAGCACGUCAACGGCAGGUCCUCAAACAACUCCAGAAUGUCCUCGACGAGAUCAGUAGUUCCCAGGCGGAACCUCAAUCCGACGACGACGAAGAGGAAGACGACUCUCUAGACGGUGAAGACCUCCUCGGCACCCCAGACGAGGGCAGCACCACCGACGAACAACUCGAACAUGAAGAGAAGGACCGUGAUAUCGUACCGCAUGAUAAAGAGCCAACAACGACGACAACAACAACAACAGCAUCCGCCACCAACACCCCAUCCGCACCACCAAUGACCACCGAACCACCCUCCCAAACAGCAGAAGCCACUCCCGCCCCGACACAAGAACAACCAUCAACUCUCCGAAACAGAUCACACGCACCCACAACCAUCCCCUCCACGGCAACAGCCAGCGCAACCGGAUCAUCUCUCCAGAAGAACCCACCUUCCCCACAGCAAUCCUCAGACUCUCGAUUACACGCGACAGAAGAGACGCUGUCAUCUCAUCGCGCGGAACAGGAAGACCUGACAUCGUCUAUGCUUGCGCUAGCAACGCAGCUGAAGACUUCGGCGCAGACGUUCCACUCCUCCCUGGAGGCGGAGAAGUCGGUGCUGGCUCGCGCGGUGGAUGGGAUUGAUCGAACGGCCGGGAACAUGAAGGUCGCGGAGCAGCGUAUGGGCAUGUUGCGGAGGAUGACGGAGGGGAAGGGCUGGUGGGGACGGAUGAUGUUGUAUGCGUGGAUUUUUGGGAUGUGGCUGGUAGCUAUUCUGAUUGUGUUCUUGGGGCCGAAGCUGAGGUUUUGAUUUUCUUUCUGGGGAAUGUGAGUGUCCAUUGGGGAGGGAGGGAGUGCCGAGUACCACUAGUUAGUAGAUAGUAUUAUUAUCCGCUGGGCGGAUAUUGAAGCUGGACCUGGGCCUAGAACCUGGACACUUGGUGUAGAUACAUGCUGAUAAUUGAUAAAACAUUGUUAAACACUUUU